GCAAGGCAGGAGCGCGACCGCUGGCGGGACCCCAGAACCUGAGAUGCCUGGUGAUUUCCUGGCUACUGAGAUAUUUUGAAUGUUGAAAUUUUCUUUCUAACAAUGAAUGGUUCACAAUCAUCAUCCUUGGCUGGAAUUUCUAAUACUUCUUGUGGUGGAGAAAAAGGCUUCAAUGUAUUCUUUUCUGUCAUCUUCAUGACUGCUGGGAUUUUAUCUAACAGCCUUGCAAUAGCAAUUCUCAUGAAAGCAUAUACGAGGUUUAGGCAGAAAUCAAAAGCAUUGUUUUUGUUUUUUGCCAGUAGCUUGGUUAUCACAGACAUGUUGGGCCAUCUCAUUGUUGGAACUAUUGCAGUAUUUGUAUAUGCAAAUGAUAAAAAAUGGGAACAAUUUGAUCCAUCAGAGAUAUUUUGCAAUUUUUUUGGUAAUUGCAUGGUGUUUUUUGGACUUUAUCCUCUUUUUCUGGGCAGUGUGAUGGCUGUGGAACGCUGCAUUGGAGUGACAAAACCAAUAUUUCAUUCAACAAAAGUGACUUUUAACCAUGUAAAAAUGAUAUUAACUAUGGUGUGUCUUUUUGCUAUCUUCAUAGCCUUGCUGCCCAUACUGACGUCAAAGUAUACAAUUCAAGCAUCAAGAACCUGGUGCUUCUAUCGAACAUGGGGUAUUGAAAAUUGGGAAGAUAGAUUUUACCUCUUACUUUUUUCAUGUUUGGGUUUGCUGGCCCUUGUUAUUUCCCUUUUGUGCAACGCCGUGACAGGAAUUACACUUAUAAGAGUCAAAUUUAAGAGUCAACAUAGACAGGGCAGAUCUCAUCAUUUUGAAAUGAUCAUUCAACUCUUGGGUAUAAUGUUUGUCUCUUGCAUUUGCUGGACUCCUUUCCUGGUAAUCAUGGCCAUUAUUGGAAUAAAUGGAAAUAUCUCCCAUAAAACAGUACCCUGUGAAACUAUAAUUUUUGCUCUUCGAAUGGCAACGUGGAAUCAAAUAUUGGAUCCAUGGGUAUAUAUUCUUUUAAGAAAAGCUGUUCUUAAAAAAUUGUAUGAGAUUACUAGGAGAUUUUGUGGAGUACGUCUCAUUAAUUUGUCUACAUGGGAACUCAGUUCCAUUAAAAAUUCUUUAAAAGUGGCAUCAAUUUCCGAUUCACCAAUUAGUUCCAAGAUGACAAACCAACAACUCAGUACAAGAGUACCAUAAAGUGAAGCACAGAAAAUGAUGGAAGUAAAGGUUUAUGAUAGUUGUGCACAUUGAAACAUGAGAAGUGGCUUCAAUUAUAGAUAUGUUUCCAUCUGGAAUUGCUACUACAAGAUAUUUGCCUUAUGAAUAUAAAGAAUCCUUUUUAUUGGACAUGCCCAGCCACAUCUAGUGCCAAAUACAGGUAG
This is a messenger RNA of Pseudonaja textilis, 1373 nucleotides long. It is a transcript of the gene PTGFR, whose product is annotated as prostaglandin F receptor. Gene Ontology annotation, biological process: inflammatory response; positive regulation of cytosolic calcium ion concentration; adenylate cyclase-activating G protein-coupled receptor signaling pathway. The record is from RefSeq and is a predicted model, not a curated record. Lineage: Eukaryota; Metazoa; Chordata; Lepidosauria; Squamata; Elapidae. Gene Ontology annotation, cellular component: plasma membrane. Gene Ontology annotation, molecular function: prostaglandin F receptor activity.